AUGGGGAGACAGCCAUGCUGUGACAAGCAGGGGGUGAAGCGAGGGCCUUGGACAGCGGAGGAGGACAAGAAGCUCAUUAGCUUCAUCCUGACACAUGGUCGAUGCUGCUGGCGGACAGUGCCUAAACUGGCAGGGCUGCUUCGUUGCGGCAAGAGUUGUCGUCUGCGGUGGACUAACUACCUCCACCCUGACCUCAAGCGUGGCCUUCUCAGCACUGCCGAGGAGCAGCUCAUCAUUGACCUCCAUGCCAAGCUCGGAAAUAGAUGGUCCAAGAUUGCUGCCAAGUUACCUGGGAGAACAGACAAUGAGAUCAAGAACCACUGGAACACGCACAUCAAGAAGAAGCUCAUCAAGAUGGGCAUCGACCCGGCCACGCACCAGCCUCUAGCCAAUUCCAAGGCAGCUUCCUCACAGUCCACAGUUACAGAUGAAUCUGCUAAAUCCAGCGACUUCAGAGAGGAGCUGAGCUUGAAGGAUGACAGCCAUAGGGAGGUUCCGCUGUCCACUGAUUCAUUGGAGCAGUCCAGCUGGCCAGAGUCAGGCACCAACGGCUGUGAUCAAGACCCUGAACUGCUGGUGAAUUGGCUGUCAGAGACAGACCUGUCGAUGGAUGAGCCAUGGCUGAAUUUUAUGAGCAGCAACGAUGAACUUGGCAAUGUCAAGGGGAUGUUGCCAUGGGAUGGAACAACAGACUGGCUGCUGGACUACCAAGACUUUGGCAUGUGCAGCUCGAACUCAGUCGACAAUUCAAUGUUCCACGCCUCAAAUGGAUCAAACUUCUAA
Molecule: messenger RNA, 783 nt
Organism: Miscanthus lutarioriparius
Lineage: Eukaryota; Viridiplantae; Streptophyta; Magnoliopsida; Poales; Poaceae
Source: the annotation of a GenBank genome assembly